Molecule: messenger RNA, 450 nt
Organism: Colletotrichum chrysophilum
Lineage: Eukaryota; Fungi; Ascomycota; Sordariomycetes; Glomerellales; Glomerellaceae
Exons: 1
Coding region: 1-450 (149 amino acids)
Molecular function (GO): glycosyltransferase activity
Source: RefSeq, a predicted model, not a curated record
AUGCGAGCUUUCGAUGUCAUCUCAACAACUAGGGGCGAUGCUACUUGGCGGGAGAGCUUGACAAAGUUCCAUGCCUUUGCGCUCAUUGAAUGGACCCGAGUGCUCGCCUUCGAUUCAGAUUCACUCGUCCUCAACAAAAUGGAUCACUACUUCCUCAGCCCGGCAGCCCCCGUCGCCGUCCCAAGGGCAUACUGGCUCAACGAGAGAAGCACCGACAUCGCCAAACAGGUCCUCGGAUCGCACGUCAUGCUCAUCGAACCGAACGAAGGACGCUACAAGAAGAUUAUGGACGAGGCUCUGCGAUCUGGAGACUUCGACAUGGAGGUUGUCAAUCACAUGUUCAAGGACUCAGCCAUGAUUUUUCCCCAUCGACGUCUCGCUUUGUUGACUGGCGAGUUUCGCGCCAAGGACCAUACGAAGUAUUUGGCACCGGAAGAAGACGAGGAGUGA